This is a messenger RNA of Trichosurus vulpecula (common brushtail), 7959 nucleotides long. RefSeq names its product synaptopodin (gene SYNPO). Gene Ontology annotation, cellular component: nucleus; stress fiber; Z disc. Gene Ontology annotation, biological process: spine apparatus assembly; modification of dendritic spine; positive regulation of actin filament bundle assembly. The coding region runs from base 335 to 3196 and encodes 953 amino acids. The record is from RefSeq and is a predicted model, not a curated record. The transcript has 2 exons. Gene Ontology annotation, molecular function: actin binding. NCBI's taxonomy places the organism in Eukaryota, Metazoa, Chordata, Mammalia, Diprotodontia, Phalangeridae.
GUGUCGGAGUACCAGCUUCACCGAGAAGGACCUGAAAGAGGCCAAAGCACAGAGUCAGAGAAUUGCUGCCCAGCUGACCACUCCUCCCAGCUCCAAUUCCCGAGGGGUCCUGCUCUUCCACAGGCGCCGGCAGAGAGUAAACGAGUUCACUUUUGAGAGUGUUGGGAAACGGGGACCGAAAUCCAUCCCUGGGCGCAGCCCUCAGACCGACCCUGUUGAGGCUCCAGACCAUGUUCCAGAGCUCUGCCUGAAUCACACGCCCCAAGGCUCUCGUCCAAGCCCCUCUUCAUCCCUCAGUAUCCAGGCCCCAGAGGUAGGGAAUCCUUGCUGCAAUAUGGAGGGGCACAGGGAGAACACAAAUGUCCUGACCCAGAGACCCCUGGAGAAGGCAGCCAGUGAAGAGGAGGAGAUCCCUUUGGUGGUUUACCUAAAGGAAAACGCAGCCUUGCUCACAGCCAAUGGACUCCAUCUGUCUCAAAGCAAGGAGGCUCAGAAGGGCUCUUCACUGGCUGAUUCAAAUGCUCUCACUAUGGAUGUUAAUCAGAAUCCUUCCUUGACUGAGACUACACCUACCACCCUAGUGAGUGAUGUCAACCAGAACCCACCGGCGAUGGACAUUGGUCAGAAUGCAUCCGUGUCCGGCUCUAAACAGAAUGUAUCUGAUUCCCCGGUACAGCAGGACACCCCUGUGACUGACUUUAAACCCAGCACUCUGCUUGUGGAUGAGAAAACCCACUCCCCAGGCCCAGACCUGAGUUCCAGUGCACUAAUUACUGAAGUGAAGCCAAACAUUGUACCCACAAAUGGCAAGGGCAGUCCUCACUCUGGGGAGGCUAUCCCCAGCUCCACCCCAAAUGCCAUGGUCCCUGAUGUCAAGUCUAGCAUCUUGGUCAUUGAUGUCAAACCCAGUGCCCUAGCAGUGGGGCUAGAGAUGUCCGGGCCAGCUAUCAGCACCCCAGCCCCCAAGCAGCAUAGUGAGGUCCACCUCACCCUGGCCAAACCUCAGUCGGUGGUGAACAGGACAGCCAGGCCAUUUGGAGUCCAGUCUCAAGGGAUCAACAGCCAGUUGGAACGGAGUCCGAUGAUGGAGAGACGCCCCAUGGGAGAGAGGAGCCCUAGGGCACAGGCACACACAAUAGGAGAGAGAAGUCCUCAGGUUCAGAGGCAUUCUGUAAUGAUGAGAAGCCCUAUGGUAGAGAGGAGGCCUUUGAGAGAGAGCAGUCCUACCAUGGAGAGAGGCCCCAUGGUAGAGAGACCAGUGAUGGUUGAGAGAAGUCCUGCUUUGGAAAAACGCCCAUUGGGACAUUUCACUCCACCCCCCACCUAUGCUGAGACUUUAUCUACGACACCUCUGGUCUCUAGGGGCCGGUCUCCACCUUCAUAUUCUGUUCUGUACCCCAGCACUGAACACAAACAAAGAUCAGCAUCUGCGACCAAGACUGGCAUCUUGGAGGAGUCGAUGGCCCGCCGGGGCAAUAGGAAGUCCAUGUUCACCUUUGUGGAGAAGCCCAAAGUGACCCCUAACCCCGAUCUCUUGGAUUUGGUACAGACAGCUGAUGAGAAACGGAAGCAGAGAGACCAGGGGGAGCUGGGCCCAGAGGAGGAACCAUUUGCACUUGGGGCCGAAGCAUCCAACUUUCAGAAUGAGCCACCUCCCAGGGACUGGUCUAGCCCUACCUCUGAGGAUACCCUCCCAGAAUGGUCAUCAUGCCUGAAGUCACCCAGCAUCCGGGCUAAGCCUGAGCGAAAACCAAAUCAAAACCUCACGGAGGCCACCGGCAAGGGAGCUGAGUUAUAUGCCCGACGUCAAUCCCGAAUGGAGAAAUAUGUAAUUGAGUCACCAGGCCAUACUGAGUUGGCCCGCUGCCCAUCUCCCACUAUGUCUCUGCCUCCUUCCUGGAAAUAUUCCAACGCUCCAGGGUUCCCAGGGGGCUUCCGGGUGGCAAGCCGGAGCCCCGCCCGAACACCACCUGCAUCUCUGUACCACGGCUACCUGCCAGAGAAUAGGACUCCACGCAGGGAGGUGGAGCCCACCAAACAGCCUUACCAGCUCCAAUCCUCACUCUUUGUUCUCACUCCCUCCAAGGAGCCAGCCAAGGUCUCAGCAAGAGCAGCCUCACCUGCCAAGCCAGGAUCUCUCGAUUUGGAACCCGUGGGGAGGUUGGCACCCUGCCCGGCUAGUUCUGUCCUUCCUCCUUCGCCUGCCCUGCCUCGGCCAGCACGCUCUUCACCUGGUCUGUGUCCCUCACCAGUGGGCCCAGGAGGUCUUGUCCAAGAUGUUACCCAGAUGAGUGGCAGCAGCCCCACCUUUGGUGGUGAAGUCUCCCCAGUGUCCCCUUCCCGGGCAUGGUCUCCAAGAGCCAAGGGCCAAGCUCCUAGACCUUCAUUCUCUACACGGAAUGCGGGGAUUGAGCCCCAGGAAAGAUGGGAAUGUGGCCCUGCCUCCCCUUCUGAGACCCCCAGCUCACCGAGGCCAGCCAGCAGCCUGGACGGCUGGGUGGGCCGUGGCCCUUCAGAGUUCUGCCAGACGGUCACCACAAGCAGCCCCCCUCCACCCCCGCCCAUGUCUCCCUCCUGGAGCGAGCGCUCCUUGUCCCCGAUGCAGGCUGAGCCCAAGGGUAGUAGCCGCCAGAUGCAGGCUCUGGUUGCCAGGAACAUCAUCAAUGCUGCCCGCCGAAAGACCUCCUCCUCCUCCCCCAAAUCUCCAGGGGCAGAAUGGCUGAGGCCCCUCUCAGCCACCCAGGCCCUACCUCCUGCCAGCCCCAGAGGGCUGGGCAGCCCAUGUCCUCCCCUGAAGAGCCCCCUGGGAGAUGGCCAUCGCCUUUCCUCCCUGCCUGGUGGUACCUUCUCCCCCAUCUUAAAGAGCCCCCUGACCUCGUCCCAAGUACCCUUUGGGGACAGCCCCCGGCCCUUCCUACCAGCCAGCAGCUCUUGCUCCAGCCCCAGGAGCCCAGGCACCACCCGACCCUUAGCCUUCAGGAGCCCCUUGCCCUCACCUAGUCCACAGGUUCGUUCACCUGCCAAGCCCUACACCAGUCGCUCACCCACAGACUCUGAUGUAUCCCUCGAUUCUGAGGACUCAGGGCUCAAGUCCCCCAGUAUCCGUGGCUACAACAUCUGCCCCCGGGGCUGGAAUGGGGGCAGCCUGCGGCUCAAGAGAGGUAGCCUCCCCUCGGAGACCUCCUGUACAUCCUAAGAUCCACCUAGGCUGGGGGUGGAGAGCGGAAGAAAUGUCUGGGGGUGUGGCCGGGGGCCUCAGGGUAGAGGGCUAGGGUGGGAGAUUUCAGCCCAUAGGGAUAACUACAACUGACACUUUCCCAGGAAGGGGUGACGGCUCUGGACACCUGACGUGUAAGAAUCUUUCACUUCCCCAAUCUCCCCUUUGGGGAGGGGAGUCUUGUCUCAGCAUUCAUUACCCCAAAUGUUGGAAAACCAUUUUUUUUUCUGUUUCUUUUCCACCACUUCUGCCACCUAGUGGAACAGUCAGUCCCCAGCUAAUGCUCCCCAAAACCAAUUUUGACUCUUUGGGGCCAAAGACUGAGAUUCAGUGCCUCCACUCUCCCUCACCCCCCAUCCUGCUUUCUCUCUGGCCUCAGAACCAUGGAGGUGUGAAGAGCGGGGGACAAUUUAGGAGACAAAAGAAUCAAGUAUGAAGUGGGCCUGCCCUUCCCGAGGAAGGCGCUGUCCGAGGGCUGUGGCUCUGCCAGUCCAACCUGGCUCCAGUUGGUUUGGCAGGGCAAUACUUGGCCAGUGUCAGGUGUUUUCCAUCCCCUCCAUGACCCCAUCCUCUAUUUUUACCAUGGUGACCUUUAAAGGCAGCUUAGCUUCUGCUCGCCCUUUAGGUGCCAAACUCUUCCCUUCUAGCUCUGGAGCUGGGGCAGACAAGUGAAGGUACAUUGGGAGGGGGAAUCAGGAAGAAGGGAAGUCCCAAACUGAGGGGAAUGGUGGUCCUCUUCUGGGCACUGUUCAGUGGGUUCAGCAAACUCCUGCUCAGCCAUUCCAAAUGUUUUAUGGUUCCCUAAGAUAAUACACACUCAGUAUAAAAAAAUCAUUUACAAACUUCUCCCAACACUGCAGUUCAUACCAGAAGUAUGAGAGUUGAAGGUUCUUGGAUAAAACCAGGGAAUGCCCCAGGUGGGGAUCUCCAACCCUCUCCCCUACCCCAGUCCCCACUUGAAUACCCAUUAUCACAUCCUGGGAAAAAGAAAGUCUUAACUGGGCAAAGAGUCUCCCCAGUGUUUGCCUGUACUCAAAUCUCCUUGGGUAGGUGGGUGGGGGCAAAAGGACAGAUUAGGCUUUAGCAUUAGAUCAGGGUGUAUUGGCAGGGGACUAGAGGUAAAUAGGGGUGUCCUUCUACUUCGGGUCUUCUCUCCCUCAGGGGGCAUUCUACCCUCUUUGAGCUCCUGUCUCCUGCCCUUGGUGGGAACUCUGCAUUCCUGAGGUGGUCUGCCUUUGAUUCCUGCACUUUGGGGAGAUGCAUUCACCAGGGGAUUGCCUGCCUGGAGAUCUGGCCCCAGUAACCUUAGCCAUGUUUCUCUUCCACCCCCACAGGGCCAAAUGCCCCUCAAGUCCAGCGUCCUGUGACAGCAGUAUGGCCCUGAGCCCUAGAAGGGUAGGAAGCAGUUGGUUGGAAAACCCAGGCCCAUGGCCCCUCCUGGGGGUACAGACUGGCUACUGCAGGGUUCUGCCAGUUUGUGGUGGUGGCAUGUCAGUGAUGGAGGCUGAGGAUAUAUGGGUGGGUCCUGCUUACGAAGGAGGUCAGGUACUUUGCUGAGGGGCAGAAGCUUGUGAAGAGGAAGACUGAUGAAGCUGUGAGUGCACCGUGGAACAUCUUGCCUGGAGGCUACCCAGCACAUGGGGAAACUGGUCUCCUAAAAGCCUCCAGAGGAAUAGGAAUGAGGAGGCUUUGGAAAUCCCCAGGCAUGUUAGGUCACUGGAGCCAGGACACCUCAGAAGGGACAAGUAACAGAAGGCAGGGAGAGGCCCUAAGGAUAUACUGAAGCUAGGGCUUUCCUAGUCUUUAUGCUGGGUAGCCAUGUUCUUACCCAGUGCACACACUCCCUGGGCCUAUCUUUUGGGGAUGGAGUAAUUGAGGGACCUCCUCCUUGCCUAAGGCUCUGAGAAGGGAUGGAUUAUGUGGGUCUGGUCUAGGAUGAGGUCAAGUUCCUUCAAGGAGGCAGAAGGAGGUGAAAAUAUAGCUCUUUUCUCUGGUUCUCUCCAAUCUCCUGUCUUCCCAACUGUGACUCUCCUCUCCUGUCCCAUGCCUCUGCCACCUUACCCAUUUUAAGGCUGCCCAUCUCCUAGGCUUGUCCCAUUUUAUUCCCACCCCCUCAAUAAAUAAAUACCCGCAUUAUCCUAGCUACUUCCUGAGUAAUUAACAGCUGCAUCUGGAAAACUCACCUUUCCAUCUGUUUUUGCUAGAUUCCCAGGGUCCAGGAGGGCUGGUGGAAGAACUAUAGCUCCUUUGGGCUCAGUCCAGGUCAGAGAGGCCUGUGGGACUCGAAGGAGGUAUUGAUGUAUGUCGUCUUACUUGGAUACUUUUGGCCACCACCAGUGUGACUAAAGGCAUGGAGAGAGAUGGGUCUUGGCACGUGAGGUAAAACCAGAGGUGCCCCACCGCUUACCUGACCCUAACACUUUGGCGAACUGUCAAAAGCCCUAGACAGAAUUAAGAGACCUGGGUUCUGUGUGACCUUGGGUAAACCCUAUGACUUCUGAGGCCUUGGUUUCCCAUCUGUAAAAUAAGGGAUUUAAACUCUUCCAUGCCUAAAAUUUUAUGUGUGAGGUUCUGGAGGCAAGGAAUUGCCACCAGAGGGUGGCUUCAACUUUUUUUUUGGUUUCAACUUAGUGUCAAUAAAAAGAGGGGAUGAUUAGAACAGGGCAUUAGAACAGAUUUUGGCAUCAGUGGUCCCCAAAGCCAGGCAGGUAAAUCCAGUAUGGUUCCAGCCUACCUGGUAGAAGAUCUAGAAAGUUAGGAUUCUCCCUCCUGGGGAGGAGUUGAAUUCAUUUCCCUGAGACUAAAAUCCUGGGACCAGGUAUUUUCUGGCAAAUCUAGACUCAGAAAGGGAUGACUUGCUGGAUUUCACUAGCUAUCAUGCAGGCCCUGGGAAUGGUUAGAAUGCUGGAGUUUGGAGCCUUUGAGAUUUCAGGAAUUUGGGGAAUGCUGGGUUGUGGGAAUGUAGGUUUCCCUGGGAUGUUGGCAUGGUAUCUCAUGUCAAGGCCCCCUGAGAUUCUCCUCCUAAGGGUUAUCCUGCUCUUAGAGGAGGAAGAAAAGCAACUGGAAAGUUUUGUAACUUACUGGCCUUGGUUUCAUGCAUCCCCUUCCCUGAACCAGAUUCUUUGGAGGUGGGGUGUCAUCCAGGAUUGAUUGCCUCAGUCUUGGCUUCAGUGUGGAGGUAUUCUAGGGCCUAAAGAGGCCAGUUUCUUUUGGGACCACAGGAAAACCACAUAUCCUGAUAUGGGGCUCCUGAGCUGAAGAGGGUCAUGGGCCAAAAUAGGGCUGUGGAUCUGUAGCUGUUUAGAAUAGCUUAGUAAGCUUAAGGGCCACCCAGUCUCGGACUAGGUAACUCUUCCGUAUGCCUCUUAUUUUGGUGUAUUAUUUCGAAGUGUGUAUAUUCUUUUCCCUUGUAAAUAAACAUUGGAAAACCCAUUCUUAUGGUCUGUAAGUGUGUGGAGAUGAAGGGGAAAAUCAGAAGAGGAACAGGAAGCUUAUAUAAGAGUCCAGCAUUCAGUGUUUGUGACCAUGGAACGGGAAAGGUAAUUAAGGAGGAAGUGGAGCAAAUUUCUGAACCCAGAAAACCAAGCAAGCUCAGCAAACAGAAAGUUUAAUAGGUCUGGUGACUUGAGCUGGGGACUCAGUGAUUGGGGAAGGUUUAGAAAGUAGUGAAAGGUCACUAAAAAACCUUCCAAUAAAGGUGGCACAUAACACAAAGCAGUUAUUAUCAAAGCCAUCUGGUAUGGGGAAAAGUGAGAGAAAAAGAUCUAAGAAAUAGAAUAGAUAUACCAGAUAUCCAACGAAGAUUAGUGUUUGAUAAAUUUCUAGAAGAUAAAAACUGGGGAAAAGAUUCAUUAUUUAACAAAUAUAGUUGGGAAAACUGAUAGAAAUUUGGAUGGAAAUGGAUUUAGACCCACAUCUUACAAACAUAUAUACCUUAGUGAAUUCUGGCUGAAUCACAGAGCUACACAUUAAAAAAAAGGCACUUAAAAAGGGAGAAAAUGGUAUUUAUCUUAAAUGUGAUGGUUAGAGGACUUCUUUCUAUUCAUGAAAUGGAAGGAAUAUUGGGAACAAGAUGAAUGUGCUUAAUGGCAUUAAAUAAAAAAUUUGUAUAAUAACACUUUAAAAUAAGAAAAAUGAUUCAGGAAAUGUUUAUGUAAAAUAUGACAAAAUUUUGAUAUCUAAAAUAUACACAUGGAAUUGUUAAAAAUUCACAGAGGUGACUUUCAAUCUACAAUGGACAAAUGGUAAAAGAAUAUACACUGAAUAUUUUCAGAAAAGGAAAAAAAUUGUUAAUAACAACUUAAAAUGCUCAAUCACACUAGUAAUGAGAUGCCAAUUGAAACAAGUUUAAAGUACCAUUUCACAACCGUCAAAUUGGCAAAAAUAAUUAAAAGCAAUGACGCAAUGCUGGUGGGGUUGAGGAGAAAUAGUACAUUCAUUCAUUGCUGGUUGAAUUGCAAAUCUGUGUGGUCUUUUUGGAGGGCAUUCUAGCAGCAUACCGUAAAAGUUACAAAAAUAAUCAUACUUUGUUUUUGGAAGUAUUAUCAAAAACAACAAAAAAGAGCCUUCUGUUAAAAGUUACAAAAGUAAUCAUACCUUGUUUUUGGAAGUGUUAUCAAAAACAACAAAAAAGAGUCUUCUGUUAAAUUAUUUCUGUAGUCGCAUUAUAUGUCACUUUAAAAUGGAAGUUAACUCAAAAAUCUAACAACGGGAAAAUGGUUAAAUAAAUGGUGACAACAUUA